Messenger RNA from Diversispora eburnea, 729 nucleotides. The record is from the annotation of a GenBank genome assembly. NCBI's taxonomy places the organism in Eukaryota, Fungi, Glomeromycota, Glomeromycetes, Diversisporales, Diversisporaceae.
AUGGCAAACGCAACUCAAUACUUGAAUGUGAAUUAUCCUAGUUCAAACAGGUCAUCAAUUAUUAAUUUAGACUUAAGUAACAAAAAUUUUGUUGGUGAUUUAACAAUAAGUGGAUUUGUUAAUUUACAGAAAUUAAACUAUUCUUUUAAUAAUUUCAAUGGUACAAUUACAUUAGGCUCGGAUAGUUAUUUUAAUUUAGAAGAACUCGAUAGUUCUUCCGUCAAUAAUUCCCGAGAUCACACGUAUUCUAAUAUGACUAAACUUAUAAGGUUAAAGCUCUCUAAAAAUGGAGUUUCGCAACUUUACCUCUCCGGAUGUUCAAAUCUUGCUUAUUUAAAUUGUAAUAAUAAUUUACUUAGAAUGUUAGAUUUAAGUAACAGUGAGAAAUAUGUAGAAGUGAAUUGUUCUAAUAAUCCAUUUCUUUCAAAUAUAACCUAUCCCAGUAAAUUUGUUCCUGAUCUUUUUGAUUGUAGGAACACUAACUUAGGUCUAGUGAUAUUUUCAAAUUCUUCGGUAUUUGACUGUCAGAAAAAUACUAUUAUUCCACAAACAAUCGAUAAUCCCGUCAAACUUCAUGAUAAUCCAGUUUUAAUAAUUACUUUGCAAGAUAAAGAGCAAGAAACCCAGGAAUUAGAAAAUGCUGAUAAAGAAGAUAUAAUUAUGAUAAAAAACUAUUUCCAUAUGCUUGCUCAACUUAUAAAUUUUUGUACUAGUUCAAAAAGAAACUGA